AACCAACGACUGAAGCACUUUAGCGCGUGCAGUACGGCGCGCGUUCGAUUUACAUGCUCGUAAAAUUCAUAACAAGUACAAUUUUUCGUGCGGCGGCGGCGGCGGUGAGUACGCGUUUCCCCGCAGUUGGCCGCGGCGACGGUCUGGUUACGAAAAUAAAAAAAUAAAACGUUUUAAAUACUAAUAAUAAUAAAAACACUGUUACCGACGCAGAAGCGCGCGCGCAAUCGUCGCCGGACGUUUGACCAGGCCGGAUCGCGAAGUCUCGAGCGGUGCCGUCGCACCGCGGUGUCCGUCUGCGCCAUCAUCGUUUCCGUCGGUUCCGCGGUCGUCGCCUCCGUCAUCCCUAGCGCCGACCCGGACCGCACACGUGCGCAUUCGCCUCCGUUGCCGCAACUUUAAGAUGAUGUUCUCGCGUCGUUGAGAUUUUCGGCAAGCGAAUAACGGGUGUUUCUGGUAGGGGAUGGGAUAAUAGGAUUUUUUCGGCAAAUAUUUUUUUCCAUGUGGCAGCAUGUCGAAAACGGCACGCCAACAGCACGAUGUGGCCUCACAUACGGAAAACAGAGAGCGUUGCAGAGCUUAAGAUGAAAUUCACCGGUAAUCAAAAUGUCAAAAACGGCAUUGGGGUUUCGGCCAAAGCAACUAGGACGCCGCAGAUGAGCACAGCUAUGAGAAAGGAGAUGGUUACCAAAAACAGGACAAAACAGAAUAUUUUAGCUGUAAACACAAAAAAAAUGAUCAAAGAUCCAGUCGAAGAUUUGUCGCUGACGAGCAAAAACUCGAGUAGAGUUAAAGACCUGAUAAAAAAGCUAAAUGAAGGUUCUCAACAAUCUGGUACACAAAAGAAAACUGGACCCGUUUGUAAGAAUGGCGCCUCCUCAGAAACAGACUCACCAAAACCUACUGACCGAAUCACUAACGCUAAGGUACAAAAAGUAUUAUCGAAUUCAACGAAAACAACCGUCCAAGAUGUUUUAGACGUACGGAAAAAAUCCGUAGAAGUCAGUAACCGCGUGGGAGGAAACACGGCGAAUUCAACCGUCUUAAACAAGGAAAAUCAAUUGCCUCAGAUGGUGGACCUGGAAACUAUGUAUUCAUUACUAUCUGAAAAACAUUCAGAAUUGCUGCGCGCAUUUAAUUGCAUGCAAGUGCAACAGCUCAAAGAAUCAACGUUGCGCAAAGAUAAACGAGAAAUCCAACGAUUGUCUAAAAUAAAUUGUGACCUCUUGACUGAUAUAGACAAAUUGCAAACUCAACUCAAAGAGACGACAGAACACAAUGAACUGCUUGAGUUCAGACUUUUAGAAUUGGAAGAUAUUGAAACAACGACUAAACUGAAAAGUCAAAACCGUGAAACCACCGAAGACAUGAGCGACUCCGGUGUUAUGUCAUUAGCUACCAGCGACGAUUUUUGUAGUGACGGCGACCAACAUGAAAACGAACUGGAUGUAAGACUAUGUGAUAAUAUCAAACAACGACUGAUGGAGAUGUACAACAGUAUAUGUUACUGCGUAGAAGAUAGAUCGACAAUUAAUCAAGUACUAGCACUCAUAAGGCAUUUCGAGUGCCGUUUAACAGACGUAAAUCAAAAUGACCGCCAUAAGCAGACGUCGUACCCAGAUUGCCUUCAAGAAAGUGGUAUUUUCGAAGAAGAUAUCUAUUCGGAAACCGUAUCAGAAGCAACUCAAACUGAGAGUCCCAUUGAAAAAACGAUAGAUAUCCUAUCUACCGAUUUAACCGAAGAGCUUAGAAAAUUAUCAAGAAUUCGUGAAAAAAUCGAAGAACGAAAAGUCCCAUUAGUAGACGAUCGAUUUGCUAAGGAACUGUCGUUUUACAAGGAACACUGGCGAACUUUAAAGAGAAAAGUCGAAGCUUACGAGAGCACGGAAGACGAAAGAUUGAAACUUUUAACAGCAUCCAUAGAUAGAGAAUCAAGACUGUCCAGUGAAGUAAAGAAUUUAUAUAAUACUAUAGAUAAACUAAAAGAACAAAAUCGAUUGUUAGAAGAAGAAAAGUGCGAAUUUGAAGAAGCAGAAAAUGAUACCCGACUUAGAUGCCAGAAGUUGGAAAAUAAAUAUAUGACAUUAGCUGAGAAAAAGAAUACACUACAAUCCGAAUUAGUGAGCAAGGCUGAAGAAAUCGAAGCACUUCGCCAAGAAUUAUCUGAAGUGGACGCUAAGAAAUGCGAAGCCCGUAAACACGCAGCCUCGAUGGAAGCAUUGGUCAACAAAUAUGAGCAGCGGAAUUUCGAGCUCGAAGAGUCUGAAAUGGAAACCAAAUGUAAACUACAGAUUUUGGAAAAUGCCUGGCCAGCAGUAGUGUUAUGGAAUAUAUGGCGUAUCGUGUGUAAACAUUAUCGUAAACCCAGACCUACGAAAACCGUUGAGUAUAAGGAAUCUGCAAAGAUGGAUGUAGAUUAUUUAGAGAAAUUGCGGAUCAUGACCAAAGAACGUAUGGAAAUGGAGAAACGGAUCCAAGAUCUCGAGUUCAAAGAUAAUGUUUAUCAACAGACAUUACAACAAGCCGAUAACAUUUUGGCCAAUGUUGAGGAAGGGUAUAAGCGUCAAAUUGAGGAGUUAAACUCGGAAUUGGCAGAAAAACAAAAGAAAUUAUUAGAUCGGGAGAAUAGAAUGCGGUUAUCUGCCGAUUCCAGGGAUAGGGAACCUGAACUUUUAGAUAGAAUACAUGGUCUCGAAACUGAGGUACGAGAUUUGGUGCAUAAACUUCAAUCUAAAGACGUAGAAAAACAGUCAUGGGUUCGUCGUGAAACACAACUCAGAAACGAUAUGGAACAAUUCGUCAACGAAGUGUGCCAAAUUAAAUCAGAAAAUGCAGUACUUAGAAAUCAAUUGGACUGCGAGAGAAUGAAAUUUAAAGAUCUACAGAAAGAUAUAAAUUUUAAACAGUCUGUUUACGCAGAGCUUGAAGAGAAGUAUAAUGUUGAAGCCAAAAAUUACCAGUCUACUAUACUAAAAUUGUCGAAACAAAUUGACGAAUAUGACGUUACAAAUGGAGAACUUAAAGAAGAAGUUGAAACUCUUGAGGCACACGUUAAACUUUUACGAAAUGCACUGACAAAAGAAAAGGAAAUCAAAGAGAAUAUAACUGUCGAACUGAACCAAGAAUUGUCUCGAAAACAAGAAAUAAUUGAUAGCAUGGAAAGGCACAUGUCAUACAACGGAUCCAAAAAUGCUGCCGAGGAACUACAAUGCCAAAACUUAAAUGCUAACAAUGUUGGAAAAUUGAACUUGGAACAAAUCAACGAUCAAAAUCAACUCGUCGCAAUAACAUCGCUCCAGUUAUCAAACCUUCAACAACUAAAAACGUGUGACGCUUGUUUCAAACAUUUCGAGCCACUCUUACACAAAAUCAUGGAAAACUUUAACGAUGUAAUCAUCACGUUGGACUCAAACGGCAAUCACGAUGUCUCGCGACUUCCAGCCGACACGACCAACGAUUGUACAAACUUUAAAAACUCUGUACAAUAUACAGUUCCUCUGAAGAUAAAAGAAACAGUUUGUCACCUUACCAAACAAGCGGCCAUGCUGGAAGCCAAAAACGUUGAAAAAAACAAAAUAAUUAUGACGUUAGCCGACGAACUGCUGCACUUGUCUGAACACGACAAGUGGAAUCGUCGAUUAGAGUUCACAAAAGGUCUCAGUUCCACACCGUCCAUUCGAUACGCUCCCGACUUCAAUUGCACGACCGUGGAGAAAUAUUUGAACGGUGGUAAUGUCGAGUGUACUCUGGACGAAAAGAGUGAUGACCGGAAAUACCUGUGCCUUAUCGGACCGGAGAACCCCAUCGGUCUGCACGUGGUCAGGCAGAUCGGACCGGACGGCAUCAUUCUGGCGUGGAAAUCGCCGCAACCCAACACCAUAGGCUCGUUUGAGUUGUUCCUGAACGGGAAAUUUGUGCAGAGGAUCGAGAGUCCAAAACGCUCAACGGCCGUGUUGUGUCCUGUCAAUCUACAGGAACCACUAACGAUAACGAUGAACGUGAUAAAGGACAACGGUGACACGCUGCCGCCCAUCACCGUGCACCAUCCAUUCGUCAUAUGAUCGCGCGUGCCCGUCACUUCUCUAGUCUUCAGCAAUUUAACUGCGAAACUCAAUCAAAACCAUUAUUCGGUGUAACAUACAACUUGUACAUAUAAUACUAUACAUAUAUUUAUAAUGAUGUAACGACCCGUUGGUCACGUCGACAUUUUGUAUUUUGUUUAACUUUUAAUAUUUUAUACACACGGACAUAAAACGUGAAACGAAAUUAUAUUUUUUUUU
Messenger RNA from Sipha flava (yellow sugarcane aphid), 4280 nucleotides. It is a transcript of the gene Pif1A, whose product is annotated as A-kinase anchor protein 9. The record is from RefSeq and is a predicted model, not a curated record. Bases 540 to 4061 code for a protein of 1173 amino acids. The transcript is spliced from 19 exons. NCBI's taxonomy places the organism in Eukaryota, Metazoa, Arthropoda, Insecta, Hemiptera, Aphididae.